Molecule: messenger RNA, 523 nt
Organism: Oncorhynchus masou masou (cherry salmon)
Lineage: Eukaryota; Metazoa; Chordata; Actinopteri; Salmoniformes; Salmonidae
Product: nucleoplasmin-like
Exons: 5
Coding region: 101-523 (140 amino acids)
Biological process (GO): positive regulation of DNA replication; chromatin remodeling
Cellular component (GO): nucleolus; cytoplasm; nucleoplasm
Molecular function (GO): histone binding; chromatin binding; RNA binding
Source: RefSeq, a predicted model, not a curated record
CAAUCGAAACCCCUGAUUUAUGUAUCAAUAAAGCAGGGAGAGAAGAGGCAUAGGAUUGCAGAAUAUUAAAAGGAGGUUACCUCCACUCCACUUCAUCUCCAUGGAUCUCUCCCUUUCACCCUCUGUUUCUGACACUGUCUGUGUGCUCUGGGGCUGUGAGCUGAAUGACACCCAGAGAAAGGCAGUGUUUGAAAUAGCGGAGGAUUUGUUGGAGCAUCAGUUCUUCAUCCGAACGAUGUGUCUGAGUGCAGAGGCCAGUAAGGAGAUGCAUGUUGUGGAGGUACAGGACAGAGUUGGGGAAUGCUGCAAGCCAGUGCCCAUUGCCACACUUCAACCUAUGUGCCAACCUAUGGUCAGUUUCAGUGGGUUUGAGCUCAUCUCACCUGUCAUCUUCAACCUUCGCUCUGGGCAGGGCCCCCUCUUCAUUUCUGGACAGCAUUUGACGUUAGUGGUCUAUGAGGAGGAGAAGGAGAAGAAGGUCUUCUCAUCAACACCCCUACUUGAUCACAGUGGUCUUCAAUAA